AUGUUGCAGUGGCAAGAAUUGCAAACAAAAGUCCGUAGCACACUCGGCCGUACAUGGACAGAACGCACCUUGGAAGCCUGCGUACUAAAUUUAUGGAGCAGGGAUAAACUGAUGGGGCACAAGAAAACGGAUCCGCGAUACACAGCUCUCUUGAAUUAUGCUAAACAGCAUUUGCCCGAUAAUUCCGAAUUGAAGCUCUCGCAGGAUAUUACGCGAAUAUUAAAAUUGAGACUGAAGAGACCAAAAGACAAGGAUAUUCAACCGGACCAGAAUGCCAUAGCUGCGACGAUUUUUCAGUGUUAUGGAUUAAAAGACAUGAAACUCAAUCAAACCAUACUCUUCAUGGCACGAGCUGGGAGCGAUUGCUUCGAUUAUCUGGGCGACGGUCAUAAAUGCCUAUCGAGCAUCCGAUAUCGAAAUGUACUUACAGCUACAUAG
Molecule: messenger RNA, 438 nt
Organism: Ooceraea biroi (clonal raider ant)
Lineage: Eukaryota; Metazoa; Arthropoda; Insecta; Hymenoptera; Formicidae
Product: citrate synthase, mitochondrial
Molecular function (GO): acyltransferase activity, acyl groups converted into alkyl on transfer
Source: RefSeq, a predicted model, not a curated record